AUGUAUCAUUCAAUCGUUGCGAGUAAGGAUGAAAACACGGAGAACACCACCACCUCGGAAGAAGAGAAAGAGAAAGAGAAGGAAGAAAAAGAAGAAAAAAAUCUCCAACUCGUUUCUCUCUUGGAAGAAAAAAUGGCACGACGAGAACGAGAAAAUAUGGAAACGUCGAGCCAUCUUCGACGCGAACUGUUGGAGAAGGAACGCGAGGUGUUAAAAGCGAAACAACUUUUGAAUCAGGAGAGGAAGAAUUAUCGAGAGAGGGCGAUGAUUGCGAACCAUCAGAGAGUGACAGAGAUGGAUCGACUCAACGCCGAUAACGAGAAAGUCGUCGCGCAGUUACAACUGGAGAUUCAAGAGUUGAAGACUACGAUUGCAAACUCGCGAGAACACGUAGAGAACAGAGCAAAGUUCGACCGAGAGUACAUGAAAGUCUCUCAGGAGCUGGAAAACGCAAAGUUGAAGAUUGAAAACAUCGACGAGGAGAGAGAGGAAGCUAUAUCCGCGCUCACGGCGAAGAUGCAAAACGAACUCGAACAAAACGUUCAAAAAGCAACGCGGGAACACGAGUUGGCCAUGGAAGAGAAAUUGGAAGCGAACGUUCGAAAAAUAUUCGCGCAUAAUCGACGAAUGGCCGAGGCACUGAGGUUACACGUCGCGGAGACGGAUAAACUGCGCGAAGAUAUCGAAGCCGCAAACUCCGAGAAAGUUACGCUGAGCAGACUAUUGGACGAAGCGAAAGAAGAAACGAAACUAUCCGCGAAGAAGGCGCUAACGAUCGGUAAAGAUUUGAACACGGCCCGAGUAAGUUUGGGAGAACUGAACGAAGAGUGCGAAGAACUAAAAACCGCGUUCGAUGAGGAGCGAAACCGCUGGAUGGAUGAGAAAUCUCGCGCGACGGAAGAACUUCGCGAACGAGAGAAAUACUUCGCCGACGCUAUUUCUCUACGAAACAAGGAAUUGCUCGAAUUGCGGAAGUUAGCGCAAGCUUACGUAAACGAACGCAACGAUUGCGAGGCGUUUCUCAUCUCGUGUUUAGACGACGUGAGAGAAAGAAAAAUGAAAGAGCAAGAAACGAAGACGUCGGCGUCCUCCUCUUCUUUUUCUUCUUCCUCCUCCUCCUCGAUCGAUGAAGAAACACAACAAAAGAUUGAACAAAAACAAGAAAAACAAGAAAAAAACGCCUUGGUUGUUGUAGACGUCGACGACGGAGAAGGAGGACAAGAAAGCAGCGAAAACGACGAUUACGUGCACGUGAGUGCCCCGACAUCGUCUGCGGCGGCGGCCGCGAUUGAUUUUACAAAGCUUUCUUGGAAAGAGAAAGAAGCGGUUCUUUUUGAACUCUUUCGUAAAAUUGAAACGAGCGUAGUAUCGGAAUAA
Messenger RNA from Bathycoccus prasinos, 1377 nucleotides. RefSeq lists its product with no specific name. Bases 1 to 1377 code for a protein of 458 amino acids. The transcript has a single exon. NCBI's taxonomy places the organism in Eukaryota, Viridiplantae, Chlorophyta, Mamiellophyceae, Mamiellales, Bathycoccaceae. The record is from RefSeq and is a predicted model, not a curated record.